UUAACAUUGAAACAAAUAUUAUGUAAUAGCUUGCACAGCUGGUUCUAGUUGUUACUCAAAUACUUGACAUGUUUUUUAUUCUAUACAUUCUUUUAAUCUCUUUCUGAGCAAUGGUCUAUAAAACUAAAAAUACAGGAACUUAGAAAGAAAUAAACUUACAUAGUUAUUAAAGCUAGAUGAUUCGAAUAGAAAAUAGAGAUGUUUAAAAUGAGAAUAAACAAUUAGCUGACAAAGGAAUUGCAUCUUAGUAUUCAUUUGAUUUAUCUUAUUAAAAACCUACUCUGCUUGAACUCCAAUAACAAAAGGUUUAGUUAUUCCAUUUCCUCAUCAAUUUCUUGCUCAGAUUCAUAUUCAUCAUCUUCUUCAUGAUAUUGGAUAUCUUCCUGACUUUGUACACCUCUUAAGUUUUUAUUAAUAGAUUGAGAGCUUUGUAUUGGUCUUAAAUGAAUAGAAAUCCAAAUCUGCAAUGCUUUUUGUUCUUAAUGUUCUCCUUAGCAGCAUUAGCUCUAGCCAUUUCUUCAAUUUUUUUAUCUUUCAAAGCUAUUUUAGUUCUCAUCUUGCCUUCUUGGUAUUUCAUUUUCCUUUGGAACCUCUCCUUAUUAUUGAACUUUAAUUGAUUAUUUAAUUGAAUGAACUCUCUUCUUAAUAUUUCCUUUACACGCUCUUGUUCCUUGAGUUUCUCAAGCCUUUUAUCUGCCUCCUUCUGCUUAUCUAACCAAAUAUUAAUUUUCUUAGCCAUCCUUUCCUCAGUCUGCUUAAGUAUUCUAUCUUUCUGUUCAUUCUAUUCUUCAGCUUGCCUUUAGAUUUCAAGUAAAGCUUUAACCUUUUCCUUUUUUUUAGCUAAAUCUCUCCAAUGGUCUUUCUGUUUUUUUAUAUCUAGCUUAAUCUCUUUGCUCCUGUUCUUCCUUAGGUUUAAAAUUGCUGAAUCUUCAUGCGUUUUUCAAUAGCCUUUUGCUUAGCUUUCUUCUUCUGUAGUUGGAGUUCUUUAGUCUUCUUCAUCUGCUCAUUAUAUUUUUUAUUCAUCUUCUUCAUCCUUCCUUCGCUAUCUUCUAGAUGCUUCUGUUAUUGCUGCUCACAUUUCUUGACCUUUCCUAAACGCUAUUGCUCUUUAAGUUUGAAUUCCUGUUUUAUAGCUUUUCUUUCCUUUUCAGCUUUUAUAUCUUCCAAUUUCAAGUCUUUGAGGUUAUUUUAGAUACUUUUUAUGGUUUCCCCUCUCUUUCUUCUCCUUCAUGGUUUCCUCCUUCUCUUGCUUGAUUUCCUGAUCCAUUUUAUUUUCAUUGGAUAUCUUUAAUUGCCUGUUGAUUUGAUUAUUUUUCUCAGUUUCUUGCUUAAGAAGAUACUCAAAUAUAGCUUCCUUUUUUUCUAUUAAUUAGUUUUGGGGUUAUUCUUUAUCAGAUAUUUUUCAAACCUCUUUUGUUCCUUCUCUUUGAUUCUUUUAAUCAAUUUCAUUUGUUUUCUAGUGACUUCUUUGUCUUUGUUCAUAGCAUCUCCGAUGAGAGUUGAAGAUUUCAUUUCUAAAUUAGAUCGCACUGAUUUAGAUAUUUGAACACUCCUUCCAGAAAGUAACUUGCCAUUAGAUGUUUGGCACUGAGUAGAGCUAGCCAUUGUUGCAUGAUCAUAAGUGCUUCUGUCUAACUUCUCAAUAAGUUUAUUUCUUCUCAAUUUUAUUAAAUCUAUUAAUUCCUUUCUUUUAUUUUCAUGAAAUUUAUAACAUAACUAGGUCACUUUUGAUGAGAGUCCAGGCUCUUCGAAUUUAGAUUAAGGAACAUGUAAAAGCUCUUUGAUCAUAAUUCCUUCUAACUUGCAUCCCUCUAGGCUUCGAGGAAAAUUUAUCUUCUCAGUUCCCAUCUGAUCAAAGUCAGCAAUAGAUGUUCAACCGUUUUAGAAUCUUUGAGCUUCCCUUGCACUUGAGCUAAUUCUUCUGUCUCGGGUUCGCUUUGAAUCUGAGCUCUAUUCCUAAUAGGG
Molecule: messenger RNA, 1965 nt
Organism: Moneuplotes crassus
Lineage: Eukaryota; Ciliophora; Spirotrichea; Euplotida; Euplotidae
Source: the annotation of a GenBank genome assembly